AUGAACAAGUCUUUGUUUUCCUUCGUUUUGUUAUGCAUAUGCUUGCUUCAAAUAAGCAAAUUAGGUUUAUGCUUACAAGGAAAAGCUCAUAAGGGUAACAAUGGAUUGAAACGCCGUGGAGUCACAAGUGUCACUAGUUUUGGAGCUGUCGGCGAUGGCAAGACCGAUGAUACUAAGGCAUUUCUUAAUGCAUGGAAAGCUGUAUGUAACGGAGGAAGUAGAGGCAAUAGACAGCUUCUAGUUCCUCGAGGAAAGACGUUCAUGCUUAAGCCUCUUACAUUUGAAGGUCCAUGCAAGUCUUCUUCCAUCUUCUUCUUGAUAAGAGGCAAUCUUGUUGCACCUAAUCACCCUUGGCAUGCGGGAACUUACCCUGCAUGGAUAAGUUUUGACAGUAUCAACGGUCUAGUCAUCACCGGAGGCGGCACCGUCAACGGUCGUGGUUCUGUGUGGUGGAGAAAAGUUCAUCAUCGUCCCACUGCAAUGCAUUUCAACAACUGUAAUGGUCUUCACAUCUAUAAUCUCCGACACUUGAACAGUCCUCGGAACCACAUAAGUCUAGGCUGCUCAGAGAACAUCAACCUCUCUGGUCUAAAUAUGUUUGCACCUGGUGAUAGUCCCAACACGGAUGGUAUCGACAUAUCGAACUGUAGAGGGGUCGACAUACGUGACUCUGUGAUUGCCACUGGUGAUGACUGCAUUGCCAUUAACAGAGGGUCCUCUUAUAUUAACAUAACCGGCAUUUUUUGCGGUCCUGGUCAUGGCAUUAGCGUAGGGAGCCUUGGAGAAAAUGGAUAUUUUUCAGCGGUUGAAGAAGUGAGAGUAAAGAACUGUACUUUGACAAACACAAUGAACGGUGUCCGAAUCAAGACAUUCCAGAACGGAUCAGGAUUCGCUAGGAAAAUCUCCUUUGAGGAUAUCAAAAUGGUGGCUUCAGAGAACCCUAUCAUCAUCGAACAAAACUACCACGAUCGGGCCAAUAACGCAGAAGCUAGCUUUGAAUAUAGUAACUCUCAAAGCUGUCAUGUAAAUCGCCUUCACCAUACUCUGUCUGGUUCUGGUAAUGGGAGAGGCGUGAAAGUGAGCGAUGUGAGUUACACUAGAAUACACGGUUCAUCAGCGAGCGAUGAAGCCAUAACGAUGAACUGCGAUGCGGACUUGGGAUGUGUAGAUAUCGUGAUGAACCAUGUGAAUAUUGUUUCAGCGAGGUCAGGUCACAAGGUGUUAGCUUCUUGCAAGAAUGUUCAUGGGAAGUACUUUGAUUCACUUAUUAGCUGUCAGAAAAAGCAUUAG
Messenger RNA from Eruca vesicaria subsp. sativa (arugula), 1290 nucleotides. The record is from the annotation of a GenBank genome assembly. NCBI's taxonomy places the organism in Eukaryota, Viridiplantae, Streptophyta, Magnoliopsida, Brassicales, Brassicaceae.